AUGACUGACGUUGAAUUGGAAACACGUAACUUCCUGCGUGAACUUGACACAUUUGGUCAGCCACCACCACCACAACGUCUUGUAAGUGACGCAGACAGUCGAACACUAAGCAAAGAAUUUGAAUUAAAAUUGCAUCUUAUCAAUUUGGAGAAGCAAAAGCAUUUACGAAAUGGCACGACAAAUCCGAAAGCGGGAACAUCAUUCAGUCAUGUAGUUACUGAUGCUGCGAAUAAAAGUGAUAAACUUCGGAUACCUGCACGAAGUAAUACUAAUAAUGAUAUGAGUAAAGAUGAAAUUAUUAAACUUAAAGAACAGGUGCUAUCAGCCAGUCGACCUUUAAAUCCCUGGUAUGAUCAUCAACACCAAUCUCCCAAUACAUCUCGACUUUAUGCUCGAAAUACGUUUGCAAAAUAUUACCAAAAUGAUAAACCAUCAACCACGCAGGCACCAGCAUCAUUUUCACUACAUGGUAGAGAAAAUUCAUCACAGUACCAUCCUAUUAAUGUAGCUACGGUAUCCGGUGAUAAUACAAUAUUCAGCGUAAUAAAUGCAAAGAAAUCAAAUCGUGGUGAAAAUGCUGCUUCUUUAAGUCCAGCAAGUGCUUACAGUAAUACAGAAACGUCACAUUCACCAAUUUCAACCAGUGCAUCUAGCAUGGCUAAUUCGUUAGACCCUUCGGAAGAUACUCAUCAAACGAUGCAAUUUACUACUAAAGAUUUUCGUUUUUUAAUUCCACCUGCUAAAACAUACUAUCAUAGUGGACCACCCAUUUCUCGUCCUCUCCAGUUUGUUGCAGCAAAUCAACGAUUUAUUUCGUCUUUUGAAAGUAAAAAUCCAUCAGCUAAUGUAAUUCCACCGUGGAGAAACAAAAGCGUUGAUUCAGUGGCAUCUGCGGAUUCUGGAAUUUCAUCACAGCGUAAAAAGUAUGAUGAAAUAACAAAUAACUUGGAAAAACAAUUAAAUUUAAGCAGAAAACCAAUUGGUUUAUGUGAAAUAUGUCAAAAAGCAGUAAUAGAAGAAAGUGAUGCAACUUGCGCACUUGGCCAGCUUUACCACCAAAAUUGCUUCACGUGUGAUAUAUGUGGCAGAACGCUAAAAGGCAAAAAGUUUUACAAAACUCAGAACAACAAGUAUUGCGAAGAGGAUUACCUUUAUCGAGGGAUUCAUGAAACUUCACAACGAUGCGCUGCAUGCUCACAUUUUAUAAUUGAUAUGGUAUUACAAGCACUUGGGAAAUCUUACCAUCCACGCUGUUUUCGUUGCAAAGUGUGUAGAACUUGUCUCAACGGCAUACCAUUUGCUGUAGAUUCAGAAAACAACGUUUACUGUAGCGAUGAUUAUCACAAACUUUUUGCACCGAAAUGUUCUGCUUGUCGACAAACUAUUAUGCCAAAUAAGGAAUCUGGCGAAACAAUACGUGUGGUUGCGCUUAAUCGAAGUUAUCAUAUUGAAUGCUAUUCUUGCGAGGGUUGUGGAAUGCAGUUGACGGAUGAGCCUGAGAAACGGUGUUAUCCACUAAACGAUCAUUUAUUAUGCAAAAACUGCCAUAUGCACUGGUUAAGAACUGGUGGUGACGAGAAAUUAAUUACUGAUUUGUGA
Thelazia callipaeda (thelaziosis nematode) is the source of this 1599-nucleotide messenger RNA. Lineage: Eukaryota; Metazoa; Nematoda; Chromadorea; Rhabditida; Thelaziidae. The record is from the annotation of a GenBank genome assembly.